AUGAAACAAGUCAAUUCAUUUGAGAUAUAAGCAAGAGAAUCUCUUUGCAUUGAGAUUGAAACUGAAAACUAACAAUAAGUAAAUCAAACUUAAACAUCUAAUUCUGGAAUAUCAUUAAAGAAAGCCUCAGAUUUCUAAUGCUUCACUGUAUCGAUGAAGCUAUUUUUUGGACUAUCUUACCUCUCUAUACCAAAUACUUUCAAACUUGCAGGAGUUAUCGGUGGGGUAAUAAUGCUCUCAUUCGUUACAAUCAUCAACUUCUUAACAAUGAACCAAUGCUUAUCAGUUGCAAAGUAAUUUCCUGGAGUUAAAUCGUACUCUGAACUAGGAUUUAGAGUGUUUGGAAAAAGGGGAAAGUUCUUGGUAGAUGUGACUGUUUGUACUACUCAGCUAGCUUGUUGUAUCGCUCACCAAUUCUUUUCUGCAAAAUCUUUAGACUUCAUUCUGUGUACCUACUCAGAUCAGGUGCAUUGCUAUGGAGAUAAGCUUUAUAUGUUGCUUAUUACGAUUCCAGUUAUUAUCUUCAGUUUUUUAGGUUCAUACAGAGAGCUAGCUUACCUCUCAAUACCAGCUCUAUUUAUUACUAUUUCAGGGCUGAUAACCCUCUAUAUUUACUCUUUGCAGAAAAUUGCCUCAACUUACAAUGAUGAGACUAGCGAUGAGAUAAACUGGUUUAACUUAUACGCAAUGCUUGGAAGAAUAGGCACUGUAAUGUACAUUUUCACCGGAAAUCCUUCCAUAAUUAACAUUCAGAGUGAGGCUAAAAAUUAUCAGAAGUAUCCGAAAAUUCUGAGAAAUGUAGUGCUGUGCCUGCUAGUACUCUUCAAUAUUUACGGGUUACUCGCGUAUCUCGGCUAUAGGAAUGGAACUUAACCAAUUUUCAUGAUGAGUAUUCAACCUUUAGACAAAAUUAUACUACUAGUAAUUUUAGGGUUUUGCUUCAAUUCAAUGACUUCAUACCCACUUCAGAUACUUACUGCGUUUUAAAUUAUAGAGAGACUUGAUGCUUAUGAAAAUAUAAGAAUGCAACCACAAAUAAAGAGAUGCCUAACUAGAUCUCUAAUCAUUGUAACAGUAACUGGAAUAUGCUUUAUUGUGCCUAACUUCACAGAUUUUCUGAAUAUUUCAGGGUCUGUUGGGGCAACUUUUUCAUCAUUCAUUAUUCCUCAGUUACUAUAUAUGAAAGUUUUCAAAGAUAGGAUGAAUAUUUAUCAAAAGAUUGGAUGUCUGAUGUUAAUUGCUUUUGGUAUUUUUGGUAGCGCAUGUUCUCUUACAUUCACCAUUAAUAGAUUGGUGAAUGGAGACAACUAAUGA
Messenger RNA from Stylonychia lemnae, 1314 nucleotides. The record is from the annotation of a GenBank genome assembly. NCBI's taxonomy places the organism in Eukaryota, Ciliophora, Spirotrichea, Sporadotrichida, Oxytrichidae.